GUUAAGAAAGCGCACCAGAAUAUGCGACAGGAACACAUUAUGAACAUGACGUCAUUAUACAAAUAGUAUUGAAACCAGAUGUUACUUCCCUGCAAUUUGGUAUAUAGAUUUUAAAGUUUACAUUGCAGGUAUAAUGGAAGAUUCAAUUAAAUCUGGCACGCGGUCAAUGGAAGCACGUGCAAGGGCCAAGAGAGCGGCUUCCGCGUCUAUGAGAGGAGAUCUGGCACCUAAUUCGAUGACGUUUGUCAACGACGGCAAAACAUCGCACAUUAAACGCAAACCAAACGACAGCGACCCAGUCGACGGCACCGCUCAAAGCGACAAAUCUACCUAUACCAAGCCUGGAUCGGGAAACGGGAAAUCUUUCACCUUUUCGGGGAUUAAAAUAACCCAUGAUGGUGCACGCGCCGGCACUUUUCGACCUGGCCAAUUUACCUACACCACAUCAGGAAACGGUAAAUCUUUCACCAACGGACAAAACUUUUCGGGGAUUUACACAUCCUAUAGUGGCGCGGGAACCGGCACUUCUCCAUCUGCCCAAUUUACCUACACCACCUCAGGAAAUGGUACAUCUUUCAACAAUUUUGGCGCAGGCACCCAAUGUGUCAAUAUCAAUGUACCAGGAAUGGGGAGCAUUUUCAACAACGGAAGAAACAUGACAGUUGUCAAUAAUAGAGGUAGCUGCAGUAUCAUCCAGACCGGAGGCAAGACUGUCAUUUACUGUGACGAAAAUGAUACUUCUAUUUAUAGCACCGGCACCGGAAAUGUGACUGUUGUGAACAGUGGGACGAAGAGACCCUCGACCAACCAGGCCCAGAGUGAAUCAAGUGCCAAGAGAACCAGAGUGGACACUAACGGGAACUACUGGCAGUCUGACUCCUCGGAAGAGUAUUCGGAUGAUUGGCUGUCUAUGUUUAACCUUUCAUAAACUCGUGCCAGUAGUAGCUCAUCCAGACAUUCACGCACAUAGACACACAGCGACUAGACUCACAUACAAGCUCACAGACUCGCAUACUUAGACACAUACAGAAAAAUAUACAGACACACAUGUAGACACACAUACAGACACAUAAGGAUAUACAUUUAGACGCACAUCUAGACACAUAUACAGACACACAUAUAAACAUAGACACAUAUAAGGAUACACAUUUAGACGCACAUCUAGACACAUAUACAAACACACUUACAGACACAUAUACAGACACACACACAGACACAUAUAAGGAUACACAUCUAGACACACAUCUAGCACACAUACGGACACCCAAACAGACACACAUACAGACACACAACAGACACACAUACAGACACACAUAGGGAUGGACACCCAAACAGACAAAUUCAUAUACACUUACAAGUACGCGUACAAGCUUAGUCGGACGUGGAUACAGAUUCAUGCACAUGCAUACAGACACACAUAAUAAUAAACACAGGCUUAUAUACACAUACACUGACGCAUUCUCCGGCUGAACCAUGUGUUAAAUUUACAUACUGACUACACUAGCAUGGCUUGCUUAAUUAUUACAAUGCACAUACCAUGCUGAAAGUCAAGCCUAAUUAUUACAAAAAUAAUUCGGUCACGCGUGCGAGGUGGGAAUGUGUGUAUGCCUGCUUGUGGUCUGUUCCACCUCCCGUCAUAAAUUAAACUGUAC
Physella acuta is the source of this 1652-nucleotide messenger RNA. Its product is annotated as protein Gawky. The record is from RefSeq and is a predicted model, not a curated record. Lineage: Eukaryota; Metazoa; Mollusca; Gastropoda; Physidae.